Molecule: messenger RNA, 1979 nt
Organism: Stylophora pistillata
Lineage: Eukaryota; Metazoa; Cnidaria; Anthozoa; Scleractinia; Pocilloporidae
Source: RefSeq, a predicted model, not a curated record
GCCCAGCGGAAUAUAUAGCUUGAGUAAGUCGCGUUUCUCCGGAAUUCGAAGCAAAUGGAAUCCGUAGUUUCCAACCAAGGAGAAUCAUGAGCCCUUUUUUUGAAAGCUUGAGAAAUUUAGGUAACAAGGAUACAGGAAGAUCGCAUCCCGUAGAAGAGGUUUGUUGCGGUAUAUUUAGGUGUUGUGUGCAAGGAUCCACUGGCAAAACAGGUGGAGGUGAGAGGGGGCCUGAUCAGCCAGAUCAGACAGUUGUAGCAGAUCUAAGAGAGCCUGAACACUCUGGAGAAAAUCGAGGAGAACCUGAAUCUCCCACGGCAGGUCCAAGAGAGCUCGAUAUUUUUGGACGAGGAGAGGAAAGAAAAGUGGUUUACUUUGGGGAUCUGAGCUUGAAUGAGAAGCAAACAAUUAUGCAUGAAUUAAGAAUUGCAAACUUCAUACAGCCUUUUGGAAUGGCACUUCAGAAAGUGGCCAGUACCAAUAGUACCAUCGUUUAUCAAGGGUGCAAUGAAGGAAUUUCUGAGCAAUUUGCCACUGUCAAAAUCCGCACUGUGACAGACCAAAUAAGGGACCAAAGACCAGAUGUAAUAAGCAUUUUAAGGAGAGCACUACCUGUCUGCAAAGGUGUUUUUGGUCCUUUGUUACACCCCAAGAGUUUUAUAGAAGAACUUGGUUACAAAGACCGAAGCAAUCUGGAGAAGAAUUUGAGUGGAAAUGCAGAAGCUUGGAAAAUGGUAGCAGAAAAAAUGGGAGUAGACCGUGCUGACAUCAGGGCAAUAGACAAUCAAAGAGGUUUAUAUCCAGCUGCAGAAGUACUGAAGAAAUGUCAGUUCAAAGCUCGAUGUACCAUUGGAUAUUUGUAUGAGAUUUUAGUGGAAGGAGACAUGGAAAUCCUUGCUGAUAAAUUUUAGGAAUAGUGCAGUGCAUUUUUCUAUUUUUCUGGUAAAUUUCUAUUCUACCUUUUGUGAGCUGCGAUUAUUUGUCCACCUAUUUCAAGGGUUUCUUGUUUUUGAAAAAGUAGAGACCCUAUCUGUACUGUCUCAUGGAUGCCUUUUGAGAAUCUGGUUAUGUAAGUUUCUCAGACUAUUUAAAUCCAGGGGUUAAGCAUGACUCAAAUGAGUGUGAGAGUAAAAACAUUUAUGUGAAGUUUGGUUACUAAAUUUGGUAGAGCUCAUUAGUUAAUUGAGUGGGAAAGUCAACCUCCAGCAGAUAUUCCAUGACUUUAAGAUCAGAUGGAAGCUGUUGAUACCUUCGUGCAACUAAAAUUAAUGAAUUUGCCACUGGUGCUGAAAAAGUUCUUAAGAACAACAUGGAAACAUAAUGCAUGAUUUUAUAGGUUCCUUAUAGUAAAAGUUAAAUAGAUGAAUAUUAGAAAGAUUCUGAGUGUAUUAUACCGGAGGGUGUAAUUUGCAGGUUGCAGGUUGCAGGUUGUAGGUCGCAGGUUGAAGUAUGAGAAACAGUCCGUGUUUUUGCGUAUUAGGUAAACGGCGGAGAGCGAGACUGAUUUCCGAAAAUCACUGACUGUUUUGCAGUCUAGUACGCGGUUAACCCUAAAGUGGUUUAUACUGUCUUUCCAAAGAAUGUUAAGCUUAUUCAAAAACUAUCAUCAAAGGAAGGGACUACGCCCUCCAGUCAAGUCACACUAUCUUUAGAAAAAACUAAACUGGAGUUUACUUUUAAUUUAAAUUUUUAUCUAUUGGGCUUCGGAUACGAAUUAAAAAAAAAAAACAAAACAAUUUCUUGGGACUAGAUAUAUUUCCGGUUUGCGUAAACAGUAAAUCACUAGCCGCGUACUUUAACCUGCAACCUGCAACCUGCAACCUGCAACCUGCAACCUGCAACCUGCAAAUUACACCCUCCCGUAUUAUACCUUAGAUAAGAUUUAGUAGGUAGAUAAAUGUAUGUUUGUGGUUUUAAUUACAAUGUGAUGGUUUUGCCUACCAUUUUUACUCGUUAAUAAAAAUGUCGCCAUACCAACAGGC